CGCCGCGGGAUACAAGAUGAGCGGCAGGCUGUCUGAGCCCUGCCAGAGCGCAACUUGGGCCGCUCCCAAGCGGCCUGGCGGGCGUCUCCGCUGGACAGCGCUCGUCAAGAGCACUAACACGAUACGAACGUCGACUCCAAGAGCGCUGGACGCUCUGGCGCGCGCCGUACGCGUCGGCAGCCUUGGCAGAGCACUCGAGCACUUUGUGGCAAACGCGACGCUGCCGGCGGACUCAGACCAUCUCGGCUCCGUACGCCGUCGCAGCGAUCCCCCUGUGACUCAUGCGCGCGCUGAGCCUCCUCCUCUGCACCGCAAGCAGCGCUUUACGGGACGGCUGGGUCGUCGGCGACGUGGUGCUGGGCCCGAGGAGAGCAGCGAGAACGCGGGCGCUGCGGGACGCGAGUUUACAGAGGACGCGCGAGCGGCUCGAGGCGCGCUGGAAGGCGCUGGACGACGAGGUCGAUCAUUUACGAGAGCACCGGCGGACGAUCUUUAACGAUGAAUUAAAGUUCAAGCGGCUGAAGCGCGAAAAACUACAAGUCAAGGACAUGCUCGCGGCGCUCGCGCGGCGGGCGCCGCCUCCGUCCAUAGUGCUCGGCGCGGGCGCGUGCGGCACCGUUUAUAGCGCAAUACACGAAAAGACGAAGGAGCCCGCGGCUUGUAAAAUAGCGCGGACCGGGGAAGGGCGAAGAUCCCUGAAGACGGAGUACGAGUUUCUGAGGAGGGCGCGAAAAACGUGCGGAUUGACGGUCGUGGAGGCCCUCGCGCUGCUGGACAAUAUCCCAUCACCCGAGGAUGGUGGGGAGGGUUCCGCGCUGCUCAUGGCGCGCCUCGGCCCGUCGAUCGACGACCUCUUCUGGGCGACGACCUGCGGCGCCGGCUUCUCGGGGGAGACCGUAUUACAUAUAGCGCGGAGCAUGCUCAGUGCGCUCGCGGGCCUCGCACGAGCUGAUCUGGUCCACGGCGACUGCAAGCCGUCGAACUUCCUGGUCUCGGACAAGGAUGAAAUCAUCCUGACGGACUUCGGGACGUGCCGCGAGCGUAAUGCACCUGCGGACGACGCGGCCGUCGUCGGCACGCCGCGCUUCGCUUCAUCAAAUGCGUUACGAGGCGAGGCGCCGUCAUCAAGCGACGACCUGGAGGCCUGCGCCUACGCCCUCGCCUACCUACUCACAGGCCGGCUGCCCUUCGCGGCCGACUACGACGACCGCACCACGCUCAAAGCCUCGUCCGACUCGGCGCUCGCGGACGCGAAGGACGCCGUCGCUCCCGACCUGUUGUGCGCGUCGUCUCGUAAAGGCGAGGCACCCUUCGACGCGGCGGCGAGUGUGUGUGCCGCGUUCCUGCGCGAGGCGCGGCUGGCGCGGACUCAGGGCCGCGACCCGGACUACCACGCGCUCGUACCAUUUUCAAAGCCUUGCGAGCCGGACUGGCGCGCGGCGGGGGUGUCGUGGGACGACUCCGGGGCGAUCCACCUGGCGGACUAUGACUCGUGUACGACGUAACUAUUACGUAACUUGUUUCUUGUAUAA
Molecule: messenger RNA, 1532 nt
Organism: Pelagomonas calceolata
Lineage: Eukaryota; Pelagophyceae; Pelagomonadales; Pelagomonadaceae
Source: the annotation of a GenBank genome assembly